Messenger RNA from Nymphaea colorata (pocket water lily), 3442 nucleotides. RefSeq names its product deoxyribodipyrimidine photo-lyase. NCBI's taxonomy places the organism in Eukaryota, Viridiplantae, Streptophyta, Magnoliopsida, Nymphaeales, Nymphaeaceae. The record is from RefSeq and is a predicted model, not a curated record. The transcript has 9 exons. Gene Ontology annotation, biological process: photoreactive repair. Gene Ontology annotation, molecular function: deoxyribodipyrimidine photo-lyase activity. Bases 259 to 1905 code for a protein of 548 amino acids.
GACGGUCUAACAGGAAAACACGGGCGCGGUUUGGCCAAUUAAUGGCGACUCACGGUUCUAUCUCCUCCCACGUCUGCGGGCUUCUUUGUUGCUGGUUCUGAUGAGCGCGACGUGUCCACUCCAAAGCCACCAUGUAUCGGCCAUUAGCCUCUCUCAAUGGAUGCGACUCCGCCUUUUUCCGCCCAUCGCGCGAUUUCCACGUUACAUGGUAGGAAGCGUUUAAACUGCUGAUUACAAUCAGUGGGCUUCACUACGUUGAUGCUUUUCUCUCCAGAGUUUAGUAAAUGCUUUUCCCGAACACCUCACGGAGAGAUACAACGAGGCUGCUGUGUUUCCGGCGUCCGAGCACUUGCUUUUCUGAAUACCGACCACAUCAGGCGAUUGCUGCCUACCGGGAUGGCCUCUGGUUCCGCCGGAAGAAUCGGCAGACGCGGAGGGAAAGGAAAGCGGGCUAAUGAGUCGGAACCCAUUAGUGGGGAAACCGUCAAGAGGCCAAAGAACGGAGGAGGAGCUUCAAGAGUGCCACAUUCAAGUGCAGAGUCGGGAAUGGGGAGGAGCGUUCAGCCGGGGAGGAUUCGAGUACUGAAGGAAGGACAGAACGGGGCGGACGACAACUGCAACAGCAACGGUCCUGUUGUCUACUGGAUGUUUAGAGAUCAAAGGUCGAGGGACAACUGGGCUUUGAUCUAUGCGAUUGAGCAAGCCAACAAAAGGAAGACCUCCGUGGCCGUGGCGUUCAAUUUGUUCAACAAUUUCCUGGGAGCGAAGGCUCGGCACCUCGGAUUCAUGCUCAGAGGCCUGCGCGAACUUGAACAGAAUCUCAAGGCCCUAGACGUCCCCUUCUUCCUCUUUCAGGGUGAAGCAGUGGAGACCAUUCCGGAUUUCAUGAGCAGGUGUGAUGCUUCCCUCCUGGUCACGGACUUCUCGCCCUUGCGUGAUGUUCGGAAAUGGAAGGAUGCCAUCUGCCAAAGACUGGCCGACGGCACCGCCGUGCAUGAGGUGGACGCCCAUAACGUGGUUCCCGUUUGGGUGGCGUCGCAGAAGCUAGAGUACAGUGCCAAAACUCUCAGAAGCAAGAUACACAAGCUGCUACCCGAGUAUCUCGUCGAGUUCGCUUCGUUGAAUCCGCCCACCUGUAAAUGGGAGAUGGAACCUCCUGCUGAUAUAAACUGGGACCGCUUAAUGGCGGACGUUCUCAGGAGAGGUGCAGAGGUUCCUGAAAUUCAGUGGUGCGAACCAGGGGAACAAGCGGCAUUGGAAAUGCUGAUGGGUAGCAAGAACGGGUUCUUGACUAGUAGACUGAAGAACUACUCGACCGACCGGAAUAAUCCCAUCAAACCCAAAGGGCUUUCGGGGCUCUCACCGUACCUGCAUUUUGGGCAAGUCUCUGCGCAACGAUGUGCUUUGGAGGCGGGCAAGUUUCGGAAGAUGCAUCCACAGUCAAUCGAUGCAUUCAUGGAAGAGAUGAUUGUCCGGAGGGAACUGGCUGAUAAUUUCUGCUUCUAUCAGCCUAACUAUGAUUCGUUAAAGGGUGCAUGGGACUGGGCCCAAAAAACUUUAAAAGAUCAUGCUGGAGACAAAAGAGAGCAUGUUUACAGGUUGGAGCAACUCGAAAAAGCAGAGACAGCAGACCCGCUGUGGAAUGCAGCCCAGUUGGAGAUGGUGUACCAUGGAAAGAUGCAUGGUUUCAUGCGAAUGUACUGGGCAAAGAAAAUUCUUGAAUGGACUGCUGGACCAGAUGAAGCACUUUCAAUUGCAAUACAUCUAAAUGACAAGUAUGAAAUUGAUGGAAGGGAUCCGAAUGGCUAUGUUGGCUGUAUGUGGUCAAUUUGUGGUGUUCAUGAUCAGAAUAUCUCCAGAAAAACGAAAAAAAGACAGAGACAGAAAAAAACCCACCAAGUGUGAGCAGCUAUAUCAUCAACAAAAAAAUCAAGGGAUGGUCGAAAUGGCAAGCUGCCAACAACUAUGCUACUUGCCAGCUCAUGUGAGCUGGAAGCAUUCUGAGAAAAUGAAGUGACUUCAAGGCUCAAGCUUUUGGUUAAGAAAUUUAACGAUACAUAGAUACACAACUACUGUUUAUUAAAUUAUUACCGAUAAAACACUCACACACACGCACGCUUAUUGUACAGAUUGCUGUGUUGAUGCUAAAAUUUUUCAAUACGCAUUUUCAAGCUUCACAGUAACUGAAGCACCUGUGCUUGAACGUGCUCCAAACAGGCGUGAGUUUGAUCUUGAUCAGGUGUUCUAGAUACGCUACCACCAUGAGCAAACCCAAGCAUUCAGGUUGCAAUGUCUGUUUUACACCCUUGAAACUUGAAAGAUUGAACAACCUUAUAGAACAAGACACGAUAAAAGAUACGUGGUUUGCAUAGGUGCAGCUGUCAAAUAGAAGAACAGCUCACUAUUUGUAGUAAUUCACAGAAUCGGUGUAACCGGAUUAUUAACUGGGCACAGAAAAAUCAUACUUAUCAGAAGGCUUCUAGAAGGCGGCAAGCCACUUCCUAUCAUCAAGAAGCUCACCUUGCGGUUCAUUCCUCCAUGCGAAGCAUCAUUUGGUUCUUGCUUGUAUUGUGCUUUUUUAUAGUUUAAUUAUGUUUUUCAUAAAUAGUAUAUUUGCUUCCUUGCUGAUUAUAUUUUUCUCCUAACUUGCCUACAUUUUUCACUCUUAUUUUUUUGCCUUUUCUUUUCUCUUACUUCCAUAGUCAUUCUAGGAACCAUAGUCCCUUUCCUGUUUCGCGGUACCCUUGGACACUUGUUUUCUGUGAUUCUGCUGCUCCAAUUGUAUACUCUAUAAAUCAUAUCCUGGUUACAGCAAGAAUAACUCCUGGUUACAUCAAGAAUAACUCUAUGAGAUCCUAUGAGCUGUAAUCAAAGUCAAUCAACUAGGGAUCCAAAUGAGGAAGAAUUUUGCUCAAACUGACCAGAGAUAGAAAGCUGUUAGUAUGGAAUUCAACGCUGUGGGCAGAUCCUUGCGUGAUCUUUAAAUAUAUAUGCUUGUUACAUCCUACCUUUGGCGUGAGACUGCACUGUAUUUUUGACCUGUGAUGAGUUGUUAAUAAUCCAUUUCUUUUCCCCUUUUCUAAUUUUUGUUAACUUGGAGGAAGGAAGAACCUGCAUUGCAGGGGCACUUCAAUUUAUUUGUGAAUGUCUUUCUAUAUGCUACUUGAAAUGGAAGAGUAGAAAAAAAGGAACCAAUCUUGGGUCCUUUUAGGUGCAUCCAUGACAGAUCUGGUCAGUUUUGAACUUGAGGUCUGAUUGCCGUUUUAUCCAGUCUGACUCUCUUAUCCGAGCUCCUGCAUCUACACAUUUAUGUUGAAAAUGCUAUAGUGGUCAACAUUGUCAUGACAUUUUCCCUUUUCUUCCACCUCCUUUUAUUCUCUUUAAUCGUUCUACUGUUUGCGACCUUGGCUUCAAUUUCAUGCUCAAGUUCUCUACAUACUGU